AUGGGAAUCUCUCGCACUGCCUGGGUUCUGGCCUUCGCCUUCCAGCCUUUCCUUGGCGGAGCGUUGCCUGCCCCCUCACCACCUGGGGUCCCGUCUACCUCUACUGCAACGAGUGAGCUGGCAGGAUUGACCGUUGCUGCACAGGGAUCGCAGGAUGGAUAUAGCCGUGAUGAAUUUCCGCACUGGAUUACUAUCAGCGGAAAUUGCGACACACGCGAGACAAUCCUCAAACGGGACGGAACCAACGUGGUCCAAAGCUCUAGCUGCAGUGCUACCAGUGGAUCCUGGUUUUCUCCGUAUGAUGGCGCAACCUGGACAGCUGCAAGUGAUGUCGACAUUGAUCACCUCGUCCCGUUGUCAAAUGCAUGGAAGUCUGGCGCGUCCAGCUGGACCAAAGCAGAUCGUCAAGCCUUUGCCAAUGACCUCACGAAUCCCCAGCUCCUAGCAGUCACUGACAACGUGAACUCCGCAAAGGGCGACAAAGGCCCGGAAUCGUGGAAGCCUCCCCUAGCUUCAUAUUACUGCACUUACGCCAAAAUGUGGGUGAAGGUGAAAUCGGUUUAUGAUCUUACCGUUACUUCGGACGAGAAGGCUGCUCUUGUUGAAAUGCUAGCGACUUGUUAA
Messenger RNA from Penicillium psychrosexuale, 624 nucleotides. RefSeq names its product HNH endonuclease family protein. The transcript is spliced from 4 exons. Bases 1 to 624 code for a protein of 207 amino acids. The record is from RefSeq and is a predicted model, not a curated record. NCBI's taxonomy places the organism in Eukaryota, Fungi, Ascomycota, Eurotiomycetes, Eurotiales, Aspergillaceae.